AUGAGUUUUGUUUAUAGGAAAAACAUAUCUAUCUAUCUAUCUUAUCUACUUUCAUUUAUCUAUCUAUCUAUCUAUCUAUCUAUCUAUCUAUCUAUCUAUCUAUCUAUCUAUCUAUCUAUCUCAGUCCCUUCAUAUCUAUCUAUCUAUCUAUCUAUCUAUCUAUCUAUCUAUCUAUCUAUCUAUCUAUCUAUCUAUCUGAUUAUCAAAGAAACAGAAAUAUCUAUCUAUCUAUCUAUCUAUCUAUCUAUCUAUCUAUCUAUCUAUCUAUCUAUCUAUCGUAGUCUACUAGGGGGCAUUAGUCUACGCAUAUCUAUCUAUCUAUCUAUCUAUCUAUAUAUCUAUCUAUCUAUCUAUCUAUCUAUUUUAUUGUACUCAUAUCUAUCUAUCUAUUUUAGUGUAAUCUAUCUAUCUAUCUAUCUAUCUAUUUAUCUUUUUUCGUCUACUCAUAUCUAUCUUAUUAUACUCAUAUCUAUCAUAUUUACUUUCAUCUAUCUAUCUAUCUAUCUAUCUAUCUAUCUAUCUAUCUAUCUAUCUAUCUAUCUAUCUAUUUAUCUAUCUAUCUAUCUAUCUGAUUAUAUAAAUCUGUCCAUUUGUAAUCUUUCAUUAUUUCAAUUUUCUUUCUUUCUUUCUUUCUUUCUUUCUUUCUUUCUUUCUUUCUUUCUAUCUAUCUAUCUAUCUGAUUUCAUUCUCAUUUCUUUAUAUAUAUUUAUAUUCUUUCAUUCUUAUUUCUUUAUAUCUAUCUACUUUGUUUCCUUCUUUUUAUCUCUCUUUCUUUCUAUGUUUGUCUGUUUAUCAAUCUAUCUGUUUUCUAUCUAUCUAUCUAUCUAUCUAUCUAUCUAUCUAUGUUUUUUCUGUUUUAUUGUUUGUUUCUUUCUUUUUUCUUUCUUUCUGUCUGCUUAUCUAUCUAUCUAUCUAUCUAUCUAUCUAUCUAUCUAUCUAUCUAUCUAUCUAUCUAUCUAUCUAUCUGAUUUCAUUCUCAUUUCUCUAUAUCUAUCUAUAUUCUUUAAUUCUUAUUUCUUUAUAUCUAUCUAUAUGCUUUCUUCCUUUCUUUCUUUCUUUCUUUCUUGCUUUCUUUCUUUCUUUCUCUGUUUUGCUUUUAAUACUGCUUUACUUUUUUUUAUUUCUGUAUUAUUCUAUAUAUGUCGAUUUUCCUACUUCAGAAUUUUAUGUGUCUAUCGAUGUUAUGAAAAAAAUAAACUUGUUUCUAUAUCUUCCCGUAUACCCUCUACUCAGAAAUACACUUUCUGCAUGUUCCUGAAUAUACCUAAAUCUAUCUAUCUAUCUAUCUAUCUAUCUAUCUAUCUAUCUAUCUAUCUAUCCCAGUGUGAUCCAAAUCUAUCUAUCUAUCUAUCUAUCUAUCUAUCUAUCUAUCUAUCUAUCUAUCUAUCUAUCUAUCUAUCUAUCUAUCUAUCAUUUUUUUCAUCAGAUUAUUGUGUCAACCUAAUGAUUAAAUAA
Molecule: messenger RNA, 1455 nt
Organism: Acanthosepion pharaonis
Lineage: Eukaryota; Metazoa; Mollusca; Cephalopoda; Sepiida; Sepiidae
Source: the annotation of a GenBank genome assembly